Trichophyton benhamiae CBS 112371 is the source of this 813-nucleotide messenger RNA. RefSeq lists its product as uncharacterized. Gene Ontology annotation, cellular component: cytoplasm. NCBI's taxonomy places the organism in Eukaryota, Fungi, Ascomycota, Eurotiomycetes, Onygenales, Arthrodermataceae. The transcript has 3 exons. The coding region runs from base 1 to 813 and encodes 270 amino acids. Gene Ontology annotation, molecular function: superoxide dismutase copper chaperone activity; copper ion binding. The record is from RefSeq and is a predicted model, not a curated record. Gene Ontology annotation, biological process: removal of superoxide radicals.
AUGAAGCCCACGAACGGACCAGAACUAGUUAACACGGCUACAGGCAACAUUCGCGGUGCCCUUGACGUGCGAGAGCUGCAUCAAGGAUAUCUCGAAGCCGUUUCUCUAACUCCCUCUGGGUUGGCUGGUCAUGGACGGACACCUAUUGACAAACUACAAAUUAAAGGCAUCAAAAAGGUCGAUGCCAGCUUAGCAGACCAGUUGAUCGUGGUUGAAGGCACCGCUGCACCCUCUGCCAUCGUGGCUGCUAUCCAAAGCACUGGUCGGGAUGCCAUUUUACGCGGCAGUGGGACAUCAAAUAAAACACACAAGGAGGGCGUUGCAAAUAAGAUACGAGGCCUGGUACGCAUGGUACAAGUCUCCAGCGGCCUGACAAUAUUCGACCUGACGAUCAACGGGCUCUCGCCGGGGCGAUACUGGGCCACUAUCCGUGAGACAGGAGACGUCUCCCGCGGCCCCGAGUCCACCGGUGGAGUCUGGGAAGCCAUCAAAGAGCUGAAAGAGAAACAGCAACAAGGCAGCAGCGGCAGCGGCAGUGAUCCACGGGGAGUUGUGGGCAGUGUGGACGUGGACGAGAAUGGCAAAGGCAAUGUCUUCCUGGACCGGCCGAUAGCCGUGUGGGAGAUGAUCGGACGCAGCAUGGUGGUAUCAAGGCAGCGCGAGGGCCCCUUCAGCAUCGAUGACGAAGACACCAUCGUCGGCGUCGUAGCUCGCAGUGCCGGCGUCUGGGACAACGAGAAGAUGGUGUGUUCAUGCUCGGGCAAGAAUGUAUGGGAGGAGCGCGAGGAGCAGCGCUCCAGGGGGAUUGUCUGA